AAGAUCUCGAUUUUUCCGCCAACCUCGUCCUGUUGUGUCCGAUCCUUGCUAGUUGCAUCUUCCGAGGAAAUGAAUGCAUCUUUGGAAAGAAGCUACACAAAUUGCAAGACCACUGCCGCCGAUUCUCCCGCCGUCAACGCCGGCGAAAUCAAAGUACGCCCCUCCAUGACUGACGCCAGGAUCGUCAACGGUCCCAGCUUGGCUGGUUUGACUUUUGCAGUUAAAAAACCCGGCUUCUACCGUUACGUCCCCAAAAAGUUAAGGAACACAUUUAGGCUUGCGAAGAAACCAUUUGAGCUAAGUUACGGUCGCAAGAGAGGGGACAAACGGACAGUAUACGACGGGGCAGUGGUGUUCGAUUCCGGUAGCAAGGUGUCGGCUUCUUACGUGCUCGGUACGAGGAACUGUAAGCUCAAGUAUAGUUACUUGCAUGGAGGUGUUACAACAUUGGAGCCUUGCUAUGAUUUGGGGAGGAAUGCGUGGGAUUUUGCAAUUUCCAGGAGAUUAUACGACAAUGUCUUUAAGGCGACUUAUCAGAUAUGGAGCAAGAAUUUGGCUUUGGAGUGGUUGAGAAAUCGUGUGUUUAAUGGGACUUUUAAGAUUUCAGCAUCCGUCAACCUGGCAGAAAAAUCUAAGGACCCGAAAUUUAUCGCCGAGACUACUUGGGAGCUGGAAACAUGAUUUGUUGUAAUCUUGUGUACUUGCAUGUUUGAAUCGUAUAAAAUUUGGAGAAACGGCUUACCAUCCUUAAGCUGCUCCAAUAUUACAAUCUCAAUGGACAGUGACUGUAACAAACUUGUACCACUAGUUUAUCAGAUUUCAGGUCCCAAUUUCAGCAAGUUGUCAGUAUUUGUUAAA
Messenger RNA from Hibiscus syriacus, 858 nucleotides. RefSeq names its product outer envelope pore protein 24B, chloroplastic-like. The transcript is spliced from 3 exons. Gene Ontology annotation, biological process: regulation of monoatomic ion transmembrane transport. The coding region runs from base 70 to 681 and encodes 203 amino acids. The record is from RefSeq and is a predicted model, not a curated record. Gene Ontology annotation, molecular function: voltage-gated monoatomic cation channel activity. NCBI's taxonomy places the organism in Eukaryota, Viridiplantae, Streptophyta, Magnoliopsida, Malvales, Malvaceae.